Molecule: messenger RNA, 1385 nt
Organism: Harmonia axyridis
Lineage: Eukaryota; Metazoa; Arthropoda; Insecta; Coleoptera; Coccinellidae
Exons: 4
Coding region: 309-827 (172 amino acids)
Source: RefSeq, a predicted model, not a curated record
AUUUGCUCUAUCAAUGAAGACGUGUCGUAAUUAUUCACGCAAUACUGCCUGAGGAUAUUAAAAUAUCCAUACAAAUGCCGCCUGGUAUUGCUGAAGACACCAAUGAGAAGUUCCUGUUUGCCUCAGCGGACGUCGACAGUAAUGAUGAUUAUUUUCAAAUGAAAUAUCCUCAAAUUGCACGCAUGUAGAAGAAUAAAAUUGCUGGAAGCGAAUUUAUUCGUUAGCGAUGAGCGUACCUACUUUCAUCGAAAAUAAUAACAUAAAAGCGUGGUGUGCAAGUAGUGCAUCCUCAGUAGAGAACAGCCAACAUGAAAAGUUAUUUGCAUAUCUAUCAGGUACUCCUCUUCUUAUACAUCCCUGAUGCAAUUACAGCACUCUUUGGGGAAAGGAUCCCAAGAGAAGGUCUCGUAAUCCAUGUAGAAGAUGCCGACAACCACGGUCUCACCUAUCCACCACGGUCCCAUGUCACGUUCAAAUUCCACCACCCAAGUCCCAUUAUCGAGGAUAAUUUCUAUUACGAUCUAUCGAAGGUAAACAAAAAACGCCCAAAGUACGGUAAAUUGAAGACAACUCCGCCAGACGACGCCUACCAGGAAGUGGACCUCCACGGCAUACUCGGACUGGGUCAGUUGUUCCGACAGGUUUCUCUACCUCAGGUUCAAAAUUAUGGAAGUGCACACGCAGAAGAUGUAAAACCGGUUACCGAAGUCAUCGAAGACGACAUCAAGUACGAUUUCAGAACCAAAACUCACUCGAUUAGGUGUCAAAUAUUGGAAGAAGGACAUAAAGGAGUCAUGAGUAAAAGAGUAAGGAAAGCACUGAAGUGAGGUCCGCUCUAGUGCCGGUGCUGCUUCGAUCAUUGACUCAAGGGCGGUGGGGUCAGGUAGCGACGAUCUUCACGUUCUCGGCAGAAAAUAUACAAAAUUUUAACCAUGGUAGUAACAGAGACGAUUCUUUUUGGGGUGUGCUUUGAUUAUUUUCCGAAGAAGCAAUAAUAAUUGGAGAUAUCUAGGUACUAUUUUUUCAUGGAAUGUCAUUUUGCAGAUAAAUUGACUGAUUGUUUAUUAUAAUGAUUGGACUUCGGGAAACAUAUGAAAACAAAUAAAAUACAAAAAAUUUCCAUAAAAAAAAAUGUGUCAGCCAAAAGUUUAAUCUGAAAUAUUCAACAUACGAGGGAGAAUUCAGGUUUGAAGUCGAAGUAGUAACUAAGAACACACUAUACACUUUUACUUAGAGGGAACACCACAACGUGACAUUCUCGUGAUCUGUCAAAAUUUGCCCAGAGGAAGGACAAAAAUAAUGUACGAUAUUGACAGACAGAUUGAAUGAUCAGUAAAAGUUACCAUUUAGGAAUACUUGUUACAAUAGUUUGAACUUUCGUCGAG